AUGGCGGCAACGAAACAGUCAAAAGUAGUCAAGGUUGAACCAUUGGAUCACAAAGAUGCUCGUUGGGCAACUUUGGUCAAGAUCACCUACACAGAUCCUGAAGGCGUGGAACGAACAUGGGAGUCAGGCGAGCGUCUCACUCGCCCAAAAGGCUCAGAUAUCGACGGUGUUGGCAUCCUAGCAGUCCUACAGGAUCCCUCGAAACCAGAUGACUCUCCGCGGAUCCUUCUACAAAAGCAAUGGCGCCCUCCCGUCGAUGCGAUAGUGAUCGAAGUCCCCGCUGGACUCAUCGAUCCGAACGAAACAGCCGAGGUGUGCGCAGUGCGAGAGCUCAAAGAAGAGACGGGCUACGUCGGCAAGGUAAUGGAAGGAGACUUCGGCGUCAGCCCUAUCAUGUUCAACGAUCCGGGCUUCUGCAAUACGAACUUGCGCAUGAUUCAUGUUACUGUCGAUCUCUCGCUACCGGAAAACCAGAAUCCUCAGCCGUCACUAGAAGAUAACGAGUUCAUUGAGACCUUCUCGGUCCCUUUGAGAGAUUUGUGGGACGAGUGUAAAAAGUUUGAAAAAGAAGGAUAUGCGAUUGAUGCCCGAGUGGGUACAAUCGCCGAAGGUGUAGAGUGUGCCAAGCGAUGGAAAUUGUGA
Messenger RNA from Didymosphaeria variabile, 642 nucleotides. RefSeq names its product ADP-ribose diphosphatase (gene YSA1). Gene Ontology annotation, biological process: ribose phosphate metabolic process; nucleoside phosphate metabolic process. The record is from RefSeq and is a predicted model, not a curated record. The coding region runs from base 1 to 642 and encodes 213 amino acids. Gene Ontology annotation, cellular component: cytosol; nucleus. Lineage: Eukaryota; Fungi; Ascomycota; Dothideomycetes; Pleosporales; Didymosphaeriaceae. The transcript has 4 exons. Gene Ontology annotation, molecular function: ADP-ribose diphosphatase activity.